This is a messenger RNA of Pelodiscus sinensis (Chinese soft-shelled turtle), 790 nucleotides long. Its product is annotated as membrane-spanning 4-domains subfamily A member 15-like. Gene Ontology annotation, cellular component: plasma membrane. NCBI's taxonomy places the organism in Eukaryota, Metazoa, Chordata, Testudines, Trionychidae. Gene Ontology annotation, biological process: cell surface receptor signaling pathway. The record is from RefSeq and is a predicted model, not a curated record.
CCAGAUCCUGACUGGGCUGAUGCACAUUGGCUUUAGUGCUGUCUGUGCAAUUUUCAUCGGAUACUACAUUCCCAUCUCUUUUAUUGGAGGGUACCCCUUCUGGGGAGGAUUUUCCUUCAUCAUUUCUGGAUCCCUCUCGGUUGCAGCAGAGAAGCAUCACAAAUCCUGUCUGGUGAAAGGAAGCCUGGGAAUGAAUAUCACUAGUGCCAUCUUCUCAGCCAUUGGGAUCAUUCUCUUGCUAACGGAGCUGAUUAUUAAUGCAUCUUUCGAGAGACAUUCUUGGUUGGGUGGCGCAAAGGGGAUCACAGCCAUGCUGUUCUUGUUGACCGUCCUGGAGUUCUGCAUCGCUGUCUCGACCUCACACUUUGCGUCGGAAGCCCUCUGCUACACCCCCAGUGACAGCAUGUUGUACGUGCCCUAUGUUGUCAAUGCGAACGUGGUGGUUCCUGCUCCACAAAUAACUUCUCCACAAAUGGCCGCUCCACCACCCUACAGCAACGUGGCUUAUGACCCGAAGGAAGAAAUGGAGCAUAGGGCCGCAUGAGACUGGUCCAGCAGCGUCUUCUCUGAGAAGUAAAACCCAGCCCCGUCCUGCAUGACCGAUCUCAUUCCAUUGUUGAGUGCAGCUCUAGAACCCAGCUCUUGUCACUCGUCACACAGGGAACUCGUUUGUUGGUUCCACACCAUGCGUUACGUUUUCACUACACACAAUGAAAUGAGAUGACUCCCCUGCACUAGCCAGUUCCCCAGGGAUUUGCCAGAUGGUUGCCUCUGGUGGCUUCUUUAAUAA